Messenger RNA from Prunus armeniaca (apricot), 1410 nucleotides. Lineage: Eukaryota; Viridiplantae; Streptophyta; Magnoliopsida; Rosales; Rosaceae. The record is from the annotation of a GenBank genome assembly.
AUGCAGGAACAAGAGUUAGGGCAACAGCAGUGUCCCAAGUCACCAAGAAACAUUCUAUUUGACAAGUAUGAGAUGGGAAGGCUUCUAGGACUAGGCACCUUUGCUAAAGUCUACCAUGGAAGAAACCUCAUCACAAAUGAAAGUGUAGCCAUCAAAGUGAUCAACAAAGACCACAUAAAAAACGAAGGCCUCAUGGAGCAAAUACAGCGCGAAAUUUGUAUCAUGCACUUAGUUCGCCACCCCCACAUUGUUGAAUUAAAAGAGGUUAUGGCCACGAAAACCAAGAUCUUCUUCGUUAUGGAGCACGUAACGGGCGGUGAAUUGUUCAACAAUGUAUUCGAAGGGAAACUCAAGGAAGACGUGGCUAAAAAGUACUUUCAACAACUUGUAAGCGCUAUUGAAUUUUGUCACAGUCGCGGUGUCUCACACCGCGACCUAAAGCCAGAAAACCUUCUUCUAGAUGAAAAUGGAGAUCUGAAGGUCUCCGAUUUCGGAUUGUCAGCAUUACCAGAGCAUCAUUGGAGCGACGGUAUGCUUCACACGCAGUGUGGCACGCCGGCUUACGUGGCGCCUGAGAUUUUGAGGAAAAAAGGGUAUGAUGGAGCAAAGGCAGACAUAUGGUCUUGUGGGGUUGUUCUCUUUGUUUUUCUUGCCGGCUACUUGCCAUUUCUAGAUGAGAAUGUGAUGAGAACUUAUACGAAGGUUUUCAAAGCUGAGUAUGAAUUUCCACCUUGGAUUUCAGGGGAGGCAAGGUUGUUGAUAAAAAAGGUUUUGGUUGUUGACCCGGAAAAGAGAAUUUCGUUUAAGGAGAUAAUGAGGGAUCCUUGGUUUCAAAAGGGUUCAAAUUUUCCUAGGCCAAUUGGGGUUCCCAAUUCCAUUGAAAACGAUCAAAACAAAAAGGAUGAUAGAAUUGGAAAUUUGGGUAGGUCAAGAAUUGGUAGCAUUACUACUAGUACUACAAAAUAUUCAUCAUCAUCUCCACCAUUUUUCAAUGCUUUCGAAUUCAUAUCGUCCAUGUCAUCCGGGUUUGACUUGUCGAACAUGUUCGAGGACAAGAGGAAAUCUGGGUCGAUGUUCACGUCCAAGUGCUCUGCCUCCGAGAUCAUGGCGAAGCUGCGGGUGGUGGCGGAGAGGUUGAAUUUUAGAGUGGUGUGUGAGAAGGAAUUCAAGGUGAAAUUGCAAGGGAAAAAGGAUGGGAGGAAGGGGAAGUUGGCAGUGUCGGCGGAGUUCUUUCAGGUGGCGACGGAAGUGGAGGUGGUGAAGUUCUCAAAAUUGGCCGGUGACACUCUUGAGUACACCAAGUUUUGUGAGGAGGACGUGAGGCCUGCACUUAAGGACAUUGUUUGGACUUGGCAAGGUGAAGAAAAUGAGUGUGAACUAAAAAAGGUUGAAAAUCUUAACUGUCAUUAA